Molecule: messenger RNA, 608 nt
Organism: Sinocyclocheilus anshuiensis
Lineage: Eukaryota; Metazoa; Chordata; Actinopteri; Cypriniformes; Cyprinidae
Product: excitatory amino acid transporter 2-like
Exons: 3
Coding region: 82-465 (127 amino acids)
Biological process (GO): L-aspartate transmembrane transport; L-glutamate import across plasma membrane
Cellular component (GO): plasma membrane
Molecular function (GO): neutral L-amino acid transmembrane transporter activity; glutamate:sodium symporter activity; L-glutamate transmembrane transporter activity
Source: RefSeq, a predicted model, not a curated record
CUUGCAUUCCCAAAAUUUAGUCUUACAGCAACACUUGCCAGUGUCGGGGCGGCGAGUAUCCCCAGUGCUGGACUGGUCACCAUGUUACUCAUUCUGACAGCCGUUGGACUUCCUACUCAAGAUAUCAGUCUGCUAGUGGCUGUUGACUGGCUUCUGGAUCGUUUCCGUACCUCAGUUAAUGUGGUUGGAGACUCAUAUGGGGCUGGCAUCGUCUACCAUCUGUCCAAGGCAGAGCUGGAUGCUCUGGACGCCCAACAUGCGAAAUCUGAUGACAUAGAGAUGAUGACCAAGACCCAGUCCUACUAUGAUGACCUCAAAAACCAUCAUGAAAACAACUCCAACCAGUGCGUCUAUGCUGCUCAAAAUUCUGUCUUAUUAGAUGAUUGCAAGGUAACCUUGGCAGCCACAAAUGGCUCAACUGCGGAGUACACACUCGUUGAGGAAGAACCUUGGAAAAACAAUUAAUGCAAGCACACAGACCCCGGCACCCCAAGAGAGAGAGAAAAAAGCAACCUAUAUUCAUGCACAUAGAACAAAUGGGUUUUGUAGUUUAUUUCUAUGGUUUCUAUUCUUUUCUAACAUGUUUAACAAUAUUAUAUUGUCUCAUG